This is a messenger RNA of Rotaria sp. Silwood2, 1485 nucleotides long. The record is from the annotation of a GenBank genome assembly. Lineage: Eukaryota; Metazoa; Rotifera; Eurotatoria; Philodinida; Philodinidae.
AUGGCUUUAGCAAAUGUACUUGGAUUUAAAUCGAAUGAUGCAUUUAAUCGAUCACUUCAAUGUGAAAAAACAGAUGAUCAUAUUGAUGAAUUUUGUCCGAAAUUGAACAUUGAAAAUAUAGCUCAAUUUAUUACUUUACCACCAUAUGCUGAUCCGGCUAAAUAUUUAAAAAUGAUCAAUGAAAAUGUUGAUCGUGUUCGAAUUCAAUUUCUUAAGGGUACAACAACAUUAGCAUUUAAAUUUCGUAAUGGUGUUAUGGUUGCUGUUGACAGUCGUGCAACUGCCGGCGGUUUUAUUGCAUCGGGAGAAGUCAAAAAAAUAAUUGAAAUCAAUCCUUAUUUAUUGGGAACAAUGGCCGGUGGUGCUGCCGAUUGUGCUUUUUGGGAACGAGUACUUGCACGCCAUUGUCGUAUCUAUGAAUUACGUAAUAAAGAAAAAAUUUCCGUUGCAGCUGCUUCAAAAAUUCUCGCAAAUAUGGUCUUUGAAUAUCGUGGUAUGGGUUUAUCAAUGGGCACAAUGAUUAUUGGUUGGGAUAAACGAGGACCCGGUUUAUAUAUGGUAUCUGAUGAUGGUGAACGUAUUAGUGAUAAUUUAUUUUCUGUUGGUAGUGGUUCAAUUUAUGCAUAUAGUAUUCUUGAUGCUAGUUAUAAAUAUGAAAUGAGUACAGUUGAUGCUAUUGAUCUUGCUCGUCGAGCUAUUGUACAUGCUGCUCAUCGUGAUGCAGCUUCAGGCAACAUCGUUCGAAUUUAUCAUAUGAAAGAGACUGGUUGGGAAAAAAUUGAAGAAAAAGAUACUAAUGAUUAUAUGUAUCAAUUUCGUCUUGUUAUAGCUGCUAAUAUUGUUAUUGUAGUUGUAUUACAUCGCACUUCAUAUGGUUGGCGAAUGUCUGAAGAUUCUAACCAACAAGAGUCUAAUUCAAGCUUUUGCAAAACAAAUUUAUCAAAAGCAUCACUUCGUCAAAGUUGUUCCGGUAGUUCAACAACUACAGCAGCUGAAUUAGUAUUAGCUGCAAAACGACGCACAAAUAUACAAGUUACACGUAUGCUUUUAGCUGUUACAUUAUCAUUAAUUAUAUUUAAUAUUCCUAAUACAAUAUUUUUUGUUUCUGUUAAAAUUUAUGAUAUAAGAAAAAUAUUAGGUGGACGUCAAUGUUUCGAGAUUAGUGACCGCGAUAUAGUAUUAUAUAAACUUGGAUUUUAUUCAGAUGUUAUACAAGAUAUAUUGUCGGAUUUACCCCAUGUAGUUAAUUUUUUCUUAUAUUAUUUAGCCGGGAAAAGAUUUCGAAGUAUAUUUCUAAAUGAAUUUCAUCAAUUACUUGUUGAUUUUCAUUUCAUUAAACAAAAUCAAAGACGUCGUACAUAUGGAGCAUCUAUUUUGAAUCCGAAUUUAACACCAAGUACAGGUUAUUAUCAAACUCUAGGACGUGUAUCAUCAAAAACACCUCCAUCAAAAGUAAGACAGAGUUUUAAAGUUGUGUUUANUUAG